AAAAUCCAUAACCGGAAGUGCCAUCACAUCAAAACUCCGGCGACUCUGACACGUUGGAAGUUGACAGUUUUCUAUCAAAUACAGAUAAUUUAACGUUUUAUUUGUUGCAAGACUGAUGCAGCAAUGCUGACAAAGUUUGAAACUAAGUCAGCCCGAGUUAAAGGGUUGUCUUUCCACCCAAAGCGACCAUGGGUGUUAACCAGCUUGUUCAACGGUGUCAUUCAGCUCUGGGACUAUCGCAUGUGUACACUAAUCGACAAGUUUGAUGAACAUGAUGGACCAGUCAGAGGGAUUUGCUUCCAUUCUCAGCAGCCGUUGUUUGUAUCUGGAGGUGAUGACUACAAGAUUAAGGUGUGGAACUACAAACAGCGGCGAUGUCUGUUCACCCUGCUAGGGCAUCAAGAUUACAUCCGAACAACCACUUUUCAUCAUGAGUAUCCAUGGAUCUUGAGUGCCUCUGAUGACCAGACCAUUCGAAUCUGGAACUGGCAGUCGCGUAAUUGCAUCUGUGUGUUAGCCGGCCACAGCCACUUUGUAAUGUGUGCUCAGUUUCACCUGUCCGAGGAUCUGAUUGUUUCCGCCUCCCUCGAUCAGACGGUACGAGUUUGGGACAUCUCGGGACUUCGCAAGAAAAAUGUCUCCCCAGAACAACAGCAACAGAGAUCAAAUUCUCUGGAGGACCGUCUUCGUAACUCUGGCCAGCCCGAUCUGUUUGGCAUGUCGGAUGCAGUGGUAAAACACGUCCUUGAAGGCCAUGAUAGGGGAGUUAAUUGGUGCGCUUUCCACCCAUCGCUGCCCUUGAUUGUGUCGGGAGCAGAUGAUAGACAGGUCAAGCUGUGGAGAAUGAAUGAAUCAAAGGCUUGGGAGGUUGAUACAUGCCGAGGCCAUUAUAACAACGUUUCCUGUUGUCUGUUCCAUCCAAGACAGGAGCUGAUACUGAGUAACUCUGAGGACAAGAGUAUCAGAGUCUGGGACAUGAGCAAGAGGACUGGAGUUCAGACAUUCAGACGUGAACAUGACCGUUUCUGGGUGAUGAAUGCCCACCCGACUCUGAAUGUGUUUGCAGCAGGGCAUGACAGUGGCAUGAUUAUAUUCAAGCUGGAACGAGAACGCCCUGCCUACGCAGUGCAAGGAAACAUUCUGUAUUAUGUGAAGGAGAAACUGCUGCGGAAGUUGGAUUUCACGACAAACAAGGACGUUCCUUGCAUGCAGCUCCGAGGUGGCUCCAGGUCGCCUGUGUUCUGCAUGUCAUACAACCCAGCCGAGAAUGCUGUCCUCAUGGUUAUUAGAGCCAGCAAUGUUGAGAACAGUACCUAUGACCUGUACUCCAUCCCCAAGGACAGUGAUGCCAAGAACCCUGAUGCCCCAGACAGUAAAAGGUCCUCGGGCUUAUCAGCUGUUUGGGUUGCCAGGAACAGGUUUGCCGUGCUGGACAGAACUCACUCGAUUGUAAUCAAGAAUUUGAAGAAUGAGAUAACCAAGAAGGUUCAGACGCCAAACUGCGAGGACAUCUUCUAUGCCGGCACUGGGUGUCUUCUACUGAAGGACAGUGACAGUGUUACACUGUUUGAUGUUCAACAGAAAAGGUCGCUUGCCUCUGUGAAGAUGUCGAAGGUGAAGUUCGUCAUCUGGUCAGCUGAUAUGUCACAUGUAGCCCUCAUCAGUAAACAUGUGAUCACAAUCUGCAACCGUAAGCUGGAAAGCCUGUGCACCAUACACGAGAACAUCAAGGUGAAGAGCGGCGCAUGGGAGGAAAGCGGGGUGUUUGUAUACACCACCAGCAACCACAUCAAAUACGCCCUCACUAAUGGUGACCAUGGUAUUAUCCGUACCCUGGACCUGCCCAUCUACAUCACCCGUAUCAAGGGCAACAGUGUGUUCUGUUUGGACCGAGAAGGACGACCCAGGGUGAUGGCCAUUGACCCAACAGAAUUCAAGUUCAAACUGGCCCUGGUCAACAGGAAAUAUGAUGAGGUUCUACACAUGGUGCGACAUGCCAAGCUGGUGGGCCAGUCCAUCAUCUCCUAUCUACAGAAGAAGGGCUACCCUGAGGUGGCUCUGCACUUUGUCAAGGAUGAGAAAACAAGAUUUGGUCUUGCUCUGGAGUGUGGAAAUCUUGAGAUUGCCCUGGAAGCAGCUAGGGCCCUGGAUGACCCAGCAUGUUGGGAGAAGCUAGGAGAAGCAGCCCUGCUCCAGGGAAACCAUCAGAUAGUGGAAAUGGCGUACCAGAGGACCAAGAACUUUGACAAGCUGUCCUUCCUCUACCUGAUCACUGGAAAUCUGGAGAAGCUGAGGAAGAUGACAAAGAUUGCUGAGAUCCGUAAGGAUACAAGUGGACAUUUCCAGAAUGCUCUCUUCUUGGGUGAUGUUCAGGAGCGAGUGAAAAUCCUAUCCAACUGUGGACAAAAAUCACUAGCCUACCUGACUGCGGCCACUAAUGGACUAGAGGAGGAGGCAUCCACUUUGAAAGAGUCGUUUGGAGAGGAGGAAAGGGUGCCUGACCUGUAUCCUGGUGCCACCCUGCUGAAUCCCCCACCCCCUAUAACACAGCAAGAAGCCAACUGGCCACUGCUUACAAUGUCCAAGGGAUUCUUUGAAGGAGCAAUGGCUGCACGUGGAGGCCAACAAAACAAGAUGGCUGCCGCAGACGAUAUCGAGAUUGAGGGAGCUGGAGAGGGCUGGGGAGACGAUGAUAUCAAAUUGGAUGAUGAUGACGAGUUUGGUGGAGAGGAAGCAGGCGUUGGUGGGGAGGAUGGUACGGAGGGAGGGGGCUGGGAUGUCGAUGAUGAAGAUCUUGAACUGCCCGCCGACCUUGACCUUCCAGCCACGCCCACUGGCGGAGGGGAGGGAUUCUUUGUACCGCCCACUAAAGGCACCAGUCAAGCACAGGUGUGGUGUAACAAUUCCCAAUUACCAGUGGACCAUGUGCUGGCUGGAUCAUUCGAGACGGCUAUGAGGCUGCUACAUGACCAAGUUGGUGUUGUCAACUUUGAAGAAUACAAGCAACUGUUCCUGCAGACAUUUAGCCGUAGUAGGACUUGCUAUCAGGGUAUGCCCUCACUACCGCCACUGUUCGGCUACCCCCACAGAAACUGGAAAGAGGCAGGUGGUCGCAGUGGUGUGCCAGCAGUCGGCCUAAAGUUAAACACCUUAGUCCAACAGUUACAAGUAGCAUAUAACCUCACAACAGCGGGAAAGUUUGGCGAUGCUGCGGACAAGUUCAGAUACAUCCUUCUCAGUGUUCCCUUGCUUGUGGUAGAUACAAAACAGGAGAUUGCCGAGGCGCAGCAGCUAGUUGAGAUAUGCCGCGAGUACAUUGUGGGUCUGUCUAUGGAAAUGAGCAGAAAAGAGCUGCCCAAGGCCUCACUGCAGGAACAAAAAAGGCUAUGUGAGAUGGCAGCAUAUUUCACCCACUGCAAGUUGCAGCCAGUUCACUUGAUUCUCACGUUGCGUACGGCCAUGACUCUGUUCUUCAAGCUUAAGAAUUGCAAGACGGCUGCAUCAUUCGCUAGGCGGUUACUGGAAUUGGGACCUAAACCAGAAAUUGCCACUACAGCCAGGAAGAUUCUAGCUGCAUGUGAGAAGAACCCAACGGAUGAGCAUGAAAUAAAAUAUGACCAGCAUAAUCCCUUUGACAUCUGUGCAGCUUCAUAUACACCUAUAUACAAGGGCAAGCCAGUCGUCAAGUGUCCUCUCAGCGGAGCCUGUUACCUGCCGGAGUUCAAGGGCGAGACCUGCAGAGUUACCAAGGUGACAGAAAUCGGAAAGGAUUGUAUUGGAUUGAGAAUAAGCCAGAUUCAGUUCCGAUAAACAGUGUGCAAUGGAUUUCUAGAAUAACUAACUCUUCAACAGUGGGAUAAUAAUUAUAAAUUUUGAUGGAUGUUUUGGACAAUUAAUAUUUACAAACUAUUUGUGCAUAUUUGUGAGUGUGAUAUGUUUUAUCCGUAAAGCCGAGUGCUUAUCAGCCUAGCGCUUAUUGUUAUUUAUAAGUCAUUUGAUUGAACUUAUACGAAAUUUAUGUGAAUUUUAUCUCCAUUAUGUUUUCGUUUAAGCUAAAUAUAGGCAAUACAUAGCUCGUUGUGUGUUGUCAAUUACACAUGGAAACUGUAGCAUGUAUAACUUUUUUAGAACAAAUACAUACUGAUUAUUUAUGAUUGAGAGGGUUAAAACUUUGAUUUACAACAGAAAUUAAGCAAAAUUCAGUAAAUAUUUCCAGAUUGAAAACGGAAUUAUUUAUAACAUUAAUUCAUAUUAUUUAUUGAAAAUAAAUAUAAAAACUCAAUAAAUG
Molecule: messenger RNA, 4288 nt
Organism: Mya arenaria
Lineage: Eukaryota; Metazoa; Mollusca; Bivalvia; Myida; Myidae
Product: coatomer subunit alpha-like
Exons: 31
Coding region: 124-3810 (1228 amino acids)
Biological process (GO): endoplasmic reticulum to Golgi vesicle-mediated transport; retrograde vesicle-mediated transport, Golgi to endoplasmic reticulum; intra-Golgi vesicle-mediated transport
Cellular component (GO): COPI vesicle coat
Molecular function (GO): protein binding; structural molecule activity
Source: RefSeq, a predicted model, not a curated record